AUGUCCCAGCCACCAGCACCAACAGCAGCUGAGCACGACGGCAAGAUCGACAACGUCAUCGAGAAGAUGGCGGCAGUCCGCGCCGCGUCGGGCUCGGGCUCGGGACCAGCCAACCCCGAGAAGAAGCAGUGGACCUAUGACGAGUUCCAAAAGGUCCUCGACGAGACCCCUUUGUUCAUGCGGGAGACACCCAAGGACACCAAGGACAACUACGUUCUUGAGGCUCUCAAGAGUCUUGUGUUUGAGGGAGAUGGUGAUGAGGUCGGCCUCAACUUCAAGAACCACGGCAACGAGCUGUAUGCGCAGAGGUCAUACCGUGAUGCCGUGGAUGCCUAUUCCCAGGGUCUUGAGGCGGGCCCCAAGGAUGACGCUCUGCGCAUCUCGCUUCUCAACAACCGUGCGGCCGCCAACCUCGCCAUGAAGAACUACCGCGCCGUUCUCGGCGACACUUCGGCCAUCAUUGCCUACGCCGCCACCGAGAAGAAAAGCCCCCCUGCCAAGGCUGUUUACCGUGCUGCCCAGGCGCUUGUUGGUCUGGAACAAUGGGACGAGGCGACCGACGCUGUCGACCACGGUCGCAAGCUCAAGGGCGAGGAGGAUAAGAAGGAGUGGCCGACACUUGCGGCCCAGAUUGAGAAGGGCAAGCGUACUGUGCUGGAGCGUGCGGAGCGCGAGCGCAGGAAGGUUGUGAUGGAUGGCGCUAGGCGAUUGGCCAUUGUCAACCACGGCCUCAUGGUCGUCAACACCCCCAAUCCCCCCGACAACCCGCACCCAUUCGACUUUGACCCCGACGCGCUCCCCAAGGUGCCCCUUUACCCUCCCGAAGAGGCCGCCGGCUGGGUUGCUCCUCCUGUCUACACCCCGCUUGUCUUCCCCGUGUUCCUCCUGUACCCUCAGCACAACAUGAGCGACCUUAUCACGCACUUCCACGAGGACACGAGCUUUGACGACCAGAUGGCGGUCAUCUUCCCAGCUUCGGCUAGCCCCUCGUCUCCCAACCCCCCUUGGUCGGACUGGGACACCAAGCACGAGUACUACAACUCCAACCUGGCUGUCUACGUCGAGACCCAGCAGAGAAGGCUGCUCAAGGUCGGCAAGGACAUUACCCUCCGCGAAGUUAUCACCAAGUCGCACCGCUCCGCCUCGGCCAAUGCCCCCCGCGACGGCAUCGUGCUCCGUGAUGGACUUAUGAGCUUUGUUGUUCUUGUGAAGGGCACCGAGGAGCGCGAGUGGAUCGCCAACUUUAAGAAGGUCCGCGAUGGCGGCAAGUAG
Molecule: messenger RNA, 1272 nt
Organism: Apiotrichum porosum
Lineage: Eukaryota; Fungi; Basidiomycota; Tremellomycetes; Trichosporonales; Trichosporonaceae
Exons: 2
Coding region: 1-1272 (423 amino acids)
Molecular function (GO): Hsp90 protein binding
Source: RefSeq, a predicted model, not a curated record